CCCCUCGCUGCUGCUCCAGCGCGGUGCUAUGCUCUCUCCUGCACAGUUCAACACUCGGAUCCAUCGUCGGAGGCGCAACGUUUCACAGGAGAGUUUACAGCGCGUACGCGCUUCCUGUUCAAGACUACGUUGUUGUUAGCAUGAAGCUAGCAAAUGAAAUCUAUGCAUAAUGACGAAACUGGGUAUUAUACGCGAGGACGGUCGAUAAAUAUACGUCAGAUUUUGUGCGACAGCACCAAGACGAAAACCAUAGAGGGAACAGUGUGUCUUUUGACCGUAAACCCCGCCUGAAGACAUCAGCGAAAUGUCGCUGAGUUCAGGCGGGUGGACGAACCCCCAAACACCAGCUCCGUCCUCCUCUCUUCCCGGCUAUGGAGCCUCACAAUCUGGCUGUAACACUGUGUUGAUGUCGGUGCGGGUGUCAGUAUGCCACUCUGGUAUACGACCGCUCUGUCUUCCAGGGGCAGGCGAUGAGUCUCUUCGGCUUCAGCUUAGCAUGGACCCGGGGAAAGCAGGGGAAUUCCGCUUGAUGUUAAGGGACGCUAACGGAACCACUGGUCGAAGUGUGUCCAUCGCAGAGUUUGACCUCAGGACACUCCGUUACGAGGUGAAGUCGCCACGUUGUCAUGAGUUGAGCCUUGCGAUACCCCCACAUGACCGCAUCACCUUUAACUUUCGCUGUGAGCGAGAGGCACAGGAGUGGGCUACGGUUGUGAUGUCAUCACUUAGGGAGGCACACCGAGUGGCAGAUGGCUCAUCUCAAGGUGAUGGACAACUGGCGCUUGAGCCUCUAGAACCCAACCCAACAUCUACCUCCUUACCCAGCACAGAGGAGAUGUGUGUGGAGCUGUCCCGGGCCAUCGAGGCAGGUGAUACUCAAGCGGCCUCAGUGUGUGCUGCAUCCCUGGCGCGCAAGCAGAUGCCACUGAGAAUUCAGCCCUCUGAGAAAAACUAUGAAGAUGCAGAGAUAAACCUGGCAGUUGUUGUGGAGGAUGCCUCCUCGUCCUGCUGUGUCACAGUGAAAGUCUUCCCCCACACCACUGUCGCCGCUCUCAAGCAACAGGUGUUUGUCGAGUAUGGCUUCCACCCACGUGUGCAGCGCUGGGUGAUUGGCCAGUGCCUGUGCACCGAGCUGCGCUCAUUGGCCUCCUACGGCGUGCGUCAGCACGGCGACACGGCUUUCCUCUACCUGCUCUCGGCUCAGCAGGCCCACCUGAGCCGGCAGCAAUGCCAGCAGGACCAGGAGAGCACCCUGCUCUCCACGGCCGCGUCCCUCACCCCCAUGGCCAUCCCUCCCGCUCCCUCAGCCUCACCCAGCAACGGGCCUGCCUCACAGCUCUGGAGGGGCUACAGCACCCUGCCCCCCAGGCUGGGCCACAACAUCGCAGGUAGUGUAGCAGCAAAUGCAGAGAGAUUAGGCAUUGGUGAAAUCCGUGACCUGAUCCACCUGGAGAUGCCUCAGCUCAAUGAAGCCCUUGUGUCCAACAAAGACAACAACCAGAUGGGCUGGCCCUGUCCCUCCUGCACGUUCAUCAAUAAGCCGACUCGCCCUGGCUGUGAGAUCUGCAGCACUGACCGGCCGGAGAGCUACACCGUCCCUGGGAGUUACAGACCAGACCCGAUGGAGCUCCGCCGCAUCCAGCAGGAGAAAGAAGCUGUUCGACAGUACCAACAGGCCAGAGAGGCAGAGCGCCGGGACAAUUUUGCCCGUUUGGUGCAGAUGGACGGCCAGGACCUGGUACCGAACCCCGACAGCGUGGACUGCAGGAUCUGCUACCAGGAGCUGCAGCCAGGGGAAGGGGUGCUACUCAGAGAGUGUCUGCACUGCUUCUGCAAAGAUUGUCUACGCUCAGUGAUCAAGAUGUCCGAAGAUCCCCAGGUGGCAUGUCCAUACCGUGACGAUUUGUACGCCUGUAACUGCACUCUACAGGAGCGGGAAAUACGAGCGCUGGUGUCGGUGGAAGAGUAUGAGCAGUGGUUGCAGAGGGGCCUCUCUGUGGCCGAGUCGCGCUGUGAGGGUAGCUACCACUGCGCCACGCCUGACUGCCUGGGCUGGUGUGAGUACGAGGACACGGUCAACACAUUUCACUGUCCUGUGUGCAGAAAGCACAACUGCCUCCUCUGCAAGGCCAUUCACGAAGGGAUGAACUGUAAGCAGUACCAGGAUGAUUUGGCCGCCCGGGCCAGUAAUGACAUUGCAGCACGAAGGACUAGAGACCUUCUAAAGACUCUUGUCCGGUCUGGUGAGGCCAUGCACUGUCCUCAGUGUGGCAUCAUUGUGCAGAAAAAAGAAGGCUGUGAUUGGCUGCGCUGCACGGUCUGUCACACAGAGAUCUGUUGGGUCACUAGAGGCCCACGAUGGGGACCUGGGGGCCCUGGGGACACCAGUGGGGGAUGUCGCUGCAACGCUAAACAACGCUGCCACCCCAAGUGUCAGAACUGCCACUGAGUGCAAGACAAACCAAAGCUCACAAUGAGUAUUACUAGCAAACCCAGACAGACGUUGUAUAGAUGAAUACUGCACUGACUGUUCACUUACACAGCCAUACACAGGCUGUUUUAACCUGUUAACUCAUCAAAAACAAGAGCCAUGGCGUUACUGAUCCAUGACAACAAGUGUCCUUGCUAACCCCUGCUAUGAGCUUGGGUUUUUAAGGCAGCACAUUGCACAGCAAACUGGCCAAGAGAUGCAUGCCUCCUUUGUGCACAUGGUUGCACUCUUGGGUUUUUAAUCAACAAAUUAACUUAAUUGAUUUUUUUUAUUAUAAAGUCUUCUCAUAUUAUGUGCACUUUCUCUGGCUGAGGAGGACCUUCCUCUAUCAUUCAGCAUGUGGAGCACUGUUGUAGUCUUGACUGUUCAAUGGUCCUUCACCUUGUUGUUGACCUAAUCUUAUGGAUAGGAUUUCUUCAGUGAAUUGGUAUGCAACAAGUGACUGAGUGUUGUGUGUGAGAGUUUUGCCCUGUGUUUUUACCAAAGCCUGUUAAAAUCAAGGAGAGUGCCAUGAAAGGAUCAGGUUUUUGUGUGUACAGUCAGGCUUUAGAUGAGCUCCUCAGGGCUGACUGAUUUUACCAGUGUGCCUUAAUACAAGUCAGUGUGGUAUUGGUGGCGGCUAACUUUAUAUUUCAUUUAAUAAUAUAUGCAUAUAUUUAAAUAUCUCCAACAUUUACCAGACUGUACUCAUGUAAUGCAAUAAACGGUUACUGCCACUCUGGAAA
Molecule: messenger RNA, 3216 nt
Organism: Alosa sapidissima (American shad)
Lineage: Eukaryota; Metazoa; Chordata; Actinopteri; Clupeiformes; Clupeidae
Gene: shrprbck1r
Product: sharpin and rbck1 related
Exons: 14
Coding region: 305-2449 (714 amino acids)
Biological process (GO): proteasome-mediated ubiquitin-dependent protein catabolic process; positive regulation of canonical NF-kappaB signal transduction; protein linear polyubiquitination
Cellular component (GO): LUBAC complex
Molecular function (GO): ubiquitin binding; ubiquitin-protein transferase activity
Source: RefSeq, a predicted model, not a curated record